Messenger RNA from Aspergillus puulaauensis, 1638 nucleotides. RefSeq names its product putative GTP binding protein. Lineage: Eukaryota; Fungi; Ascomycota; Eurotiomycetes; Eurotiales; Aspergillaceae. Gene Ontology annotation, molecular function: GTP binding. Bases 1 to 1638 code for a protein of 545 amino acids. The transcript is spliced from 3 exons. Gene Ontology annotation, cellular component: nucleolus. The record is from RefSeq and is a predicted model, not a curated record.
AUGGUCAAGCUAGGCAAAAACUCAAAGCGGACGCCCGUCCGGCUACGACACAAGAUCGAGAAAGCCUCCGCGGCGAAGCAACGCAAGCAGAGAAAGCUUGCGAAGAAGAACCCCGAAUGGCGCUCCAAGAUAAAGAAGGACCCCGGUAUCCCCAACCUCUUCCCGCACAAGGAAAAGAUGCUCCAUGAGAUCGAGGAGCGGAGACGGUUGAAGGCGGAGGAACAAGAGCGAAUUCGUGAGGAGGCUCGCUCGAAGCGCGCUGCUCAGAAGCAAAAUGGUGCUGAGCAGGGUAGUGAGGAGGCAACGGGAAACAAAAUGGCUGAUCUCGGGGAUGAUAAUCUGUUGGAUGACGAGAUGGAUGAGGAUGUUGGUGACGAUGCGAACCCAAUGGCUGCGCUUCUUGCGUCUGCUAGGGCUAGGGCUACCGAGUAUGGCGAGGGUGAUGAUGAGAGCGAGGAUGAGGAUGAGAUGGACGAGGAUGAUGACAUGGAUGGAAUGAGUGACGACGAUGUGCAGGCGGAUGAGGAUGGUGUUCCUACCCUUGUUUCUGGGAAGGAAACCUCAAGACGGGCUUUUGAUAAGGUUUUCAAGAAGGUCGUUGAGGCGGCGGAUGUCAUUCUUUAUGUGUUGGAUGCGCGUGAUCCUGAAGGCACACGAUCGAAAGAGGUGGAGCGGGAGAUCAUGGCCGCGGACGGUGGACAGAAGCGACUCAUCCUUAUCCUCAACAAGAUCGAUCUUGUCCCACCGCCUGUGCUCAAGAACUGGCUGAUCCAUCUGCGACGCUACUUCCCUACGCUGCCGCUGAAGGCAUCCAACGGCUCUGGCAAUGCGCACAGCUUCGACCACAAGCAGCUUUCCGUCAAGGGAACAUCGGAGACACUCUUCCGCGCACUGAAGACCUAUGCCCAGAGCAAGAGUCUCGGACGCGCCAUCUCUGUCGGCGUUAUCGGGUACCCCAAUGUCGGCAAAUCCUCCGUCAUCAAUGCCCUCACUGCCCGCAUGAGCAGAGGCUCCAGUAACGCUUGCCCCACGGGUGCCGAAGCCGGUGUCACCACAAACCUCCGCGAGGUCAAGCUUGACAGCAAACUCAAGCUCAUUGACUCUCCCGGUAUUGUCUUCCCCAACACCAGCGGCGAGAAGAAGGGCAAGAAGAAGCAGGACGACCAGGCCCGUCUUAUCCUCCUCAAUGCCGUCCCUCCGAAACAAAUUGAAGACCCGAUCCCCGCUGUCAACCUCCUCCUCAAGCGCCUGUCCUCCUCGGAGGGGCUCCUUUCAAAACUUCUCCAGGUAUACGGUAUCCCCACGCUAUCCUCUGGUAGUUCAACCACAGACGAAACAAACGACUUCCUUAUCCAGGUCGCUCGCAAGCGCGGACGUCUCGGUAAGCACGGCGUGCCGAACCUCGAGGCCGCCGCCAUGACAGUCGUCAACGACUGGCGCGACGGACGUAUUCAGGGCUGGGCCACGCCUCCAGUCCUGCAGGUCGUGAACACGGAUGCCGCGGGUGCGGAUACUGCUGCCACCGCGGCUGCGUCUGGUGUUGACACGAGACAAGUCGUGAGCCAGUGGGCGGCAGAAUUCAAGAUCGAGGGAUUAUGGGGUGAUGGAAAUGGGGCCGAUGAGGGUAUGGAGGAGUAG